Olea europaea var. sylvestris is the source of this 952-nucleotide messenger RNA. RefSeq lists its product as uncharacterized. The record is from RefSeq and is a predicted model, not a curated record. Bases 124 to 807 code for a protein of 227 amino acids. The transcript has 2 exons. Lineage: Eukaryota; Viridiplantae; Streptophyta; Magnoliopsida; Lamiales; Oleaceae.
CACACGAAGAAACACUCUCUGAAUAUACGCCCUGGAAAAUUAAAUAAAUAAAUUAGGUCUUUCUUUCUCUCUCCGUGCCCUCUAUCUCUCUAUAGAAAUUCGCAUGGAUGUAUUAAUUAAAUAAUGAUGGACCUCCCUGUGAAGAAUAGAGAGUUGACCAAGUUUUUUUCGUGUUUCAAAUCUGUAACUUCCGGUGAAGGGGCAGUUAAACAGGCGUUAUCCGACGAUGAAAGUGGCCGGAAAAAGAAGAAAGUCCGCCGGAGUUUUUCCCGCGCGGUCAAAGCCAUGGUUUUUCAGACAUCAUUGAUGAAGAAAAUUCAGGGCAAGAAGUCUCGGAAAAAUUCGUUUCGAUCAAACAGUGAGUUAUCUUCAACAAAUGAAAAAUCUGUGUCAUACAAGGACUUAUCAAAUUGCAAAGAAAAUUUCAGAACAAAUUCAAAUCAUUCUUCUUCUUUAUUCUCAUCAAACCCUACAAGCCGUUCAACUUCGAUAUCUUCUAAUUCUUUUCCUUCUUCCUUUAAUUAUUCACACUCGAGGUCCCUAUCAGAAAUAAAAAGAUCAUCUUCAUUUGAUUACAAAAUCCUCAACAUCAAUAAACAGAAGGGUUUCAAUGAAUCAUAUGCUGGAAUCUGUAUUUUUCUGGUUUCUUUAUUUUCUCUGGUUAUUUGUGGGAAGGUUCUUGCCAUAUUAACUUGCACUUCAAGUUGUCUUUUCUUCGCCCCCGCCCCACGGAGGUGCAGAAGAAAACAGUCAUUACGGAAGGGAUGUUGGAGAGAAAUCGAAGGUGCUACCGCCAUGAAUUUCUGAUCGAAUAAAGAAGUCAAUAUUUUGCAUGCAUGUCUAUCCAUAUUCUGCAAUUAAUAUUUUUUUUUUCCUAAUAUUCUGAAAUACAAUUGUAAAAAUCUUUAAAUUUUCUGCGGAGAUACAGAUACCCUCUUCAUUGAUUGCUGUA